Molecule: messenger RNA, 590 nt
Organism: Acaromyces ingoldii
Lineage: Eukaryota; Fungi; Basidiomycota; Exobasidiomycetes; Exobasidiales; Cryptobasidiaceae
Exons: 1
Coding region: 96-443 (115 amino acids)
Source: RefSeq, a predicted model, not a curated record
UACGGCCACCUGAAGCGCUGGUCGCUGCCGUCGAGAUAUCUUGUCCGUUUGUAGCUUUGCGAGCUUUUCUGUGCCUGGCCUGAGACCUGGUUUUCAUGGUUCGCUUGCCUUUGCCGUCUUCGAGGAUUCCGUCCUUCGAGUCCUCGUCUUCUUCGUUCCCAUCAUCCUCUUCAUCGUCCAUGCCGAGGUGGCCAGCGACUUCAUACGAAUCAACCUGGUCCUGCUCUUCAUCUUCGUCCGAGUACGCUUCAUCCACGCUCUCUCUCUUUGUUGGUUUCUUUACCCUUUUACUCUUUCUCUUGCCUCUCUUGGCUGCCACUCUACUCUUCAUCUGCUUGUUGCGGCGCUCGGCUUCUUUUUUAGCCUCUUCCCUGCGCUCCUUGGCCACUUCUAGCUUCCGCUUGUGGAGCUCUUUGGCCAACAGCGUUUCUCGCUCUCGCUGAAGAAUGCAGAGUCUUUGAAGAAAGGAGAGGAGGCUGAUCAAAGGGGGGCGAAGUCAGGCCAUUCUCGCUCUUGAUGUCAGGCCACCAUCUCUCAGCAACUCACUCAAGCUGGAAUUCGUUUUCGCGAAGGAAAGGGAUUCCGUCUGA